UCCAUCUCACCUGGGGGCUUCAGAGAGACAAUACAACAGGUGUUAAUGGUGCAAAGUCAACACGAACAGAGCUCCACACAAUGCAACACGGCAUCACAGGACACCUGUUGGGUCUGGUUGCUGACAUGGCACAACACUCAUAUUACAGUUCUUGGUGCCGGACAGGAAAGCUUUACUCUGGAGCUCUGCAUGGACAUCUAUGGAUGCUGUUUAAAAAGUCCUCAGCAUGCCGUCGUCCAACCAGGGCUGGCCUGAGGAGUUCGGCUUCCUGCUGGGCGGCAAUGGCCCCAGCUACAUCCUGUCGGUGGAGGAGGGCAGCAGCGCUCACCUGGCCGGGCUGCAGGCGGGGGACCAGGUCCUGGAGAUCGAGGGCCACAAUGUGUCAACGCUAGGCCCCCAAGCUGUCGUGGCCAUCGCCCAGACUCAGAAGAACAUCCCUCCGAGCAUCGGAGUGGUGUCCCGCAUACAGCAGAUGGACAUCAUACCGGGUCCGGACGGUCGUUUUGGGUUCACCAUCGUGGGAGACUGCCCCCUGCUGGUGGAGGACUGCUCGCCCUGCUCUCCGGCCGGCCGUGCAGGUCUGAAGGCGGGGGAUUACGUCAUGGAGGUGAACGGGAUCCCCGUCCGGCAGCACGAGACGGCCGCGGCGCUGAUCAAAGCCUCGCAGGGCCGGACGCUCCGCCUGGGGGUGCUGUGUCUCGGCCCGCGGCAGAAACACAGCAUCAGCAUAGAGGACAGUCAGGUGGGAGGAGACGGAGCGAGGCUGGACCGCAAACACAAAGCUCUGGAGUUCAACAGGAGGGUGGAACAGAUUCUAGGUGAUGAACCCGAAGUGAAAGAGAAGCUCUUCACGGCUCUGAAGCAGUACGCAGCGGAGAAGAGAGUGGAGUGGUUGGCCUCGGUGCUGCCAGACAUCCUGAACACUGAAGAGCACCGACAGCUCAUCUCCAACAUCCGAAUCUUCAUUCCCAAGAAGCACCGGCAGCGCUUCGACGAGUCCGUGUCCCAGAACGUGAUCAACCGGCUCUGUCGCAGCAAGAGCAUCAGCGAGCCGCAGGGAAGGAUCCGGAGGAGUCGGAGCGAGGAUCAUUCGGACCGGCACCACGGGUCCAAACGGGCCAGCUCGGUGCCAAGAGAUGGGGAACCAGGGGGGAGAGGGGAGACGGAGAGGGAGAGGGACCGGGGGGUAAGGAAGUCCAGCUCGGGGAUACCGCCACAUCCCCCCCUCGGACCCAAUCAGAGGAUCGUUCGUGUUUACCGGGGGAAGAAGAACUUCGGCUUCACGCUGCGAGGCCACGCCCCCGUCUGCCUCGACUCCGUGAUCUCAGACAGUCCUGCGGAGGAAUGUGGACUGAAAACAGGCGACCGCAUCCUCUUCCUGAAUGGACUGGACAUGAGGAACUGCUCCCAUGAGAAGGUGGUGUCCAUGCUUCAGGGCAGCGGGGCGAUGCCCACUCUGGUGGUGGAGGACGGGCCGUCUGAGUUCUCCUCAGAACAAAACGACCCGGAGGAAUCCCCGAGCCGAGCCCCCUCCACCAUGCCUCGCUCCAGGUCUCCAGCCCUCAGUUCUCUGCAGUGGGUCGCAGAGAUCCUCCCCCCGAGCAUCAAAGUCCACGGGCGGACCUUCAGCCAGCAGCUGGAGCACCUGCUCACCAUCCAGGAGAGAUACACCGUCUGCAAGUCCCUGGAGACCUUCUUCCAGCACAGGAAUGUGGACACUCUGAUUGUCGACGUGUUUCCGGUGUUGGACACUCCGGCCAAACAGCUGAUCUGGCAGUUCAUCUACCAGCUCCUGACGUACGACGAGCAGGAGCGCUGCCAGGGGAAACUGUCACGCUUCCUGGGCUUCAAGAGCAGCGCCGUUUUGGAGCCUGGCGUCAGCCCGGAGCAGCACCACCGGCGGAGCAGCUCCAUGAGGAUCUCGGGGUCGUCGUUCCGCAACCCGAUCCGAGAGAGGAGCUCUGACGACUGCAUCAUCGGGACUCACCUGGGAAUGGGAAUACAUGUGGAUGAAUCCGGGAGCCCGGAGGAGAGGCAGUCAGGAGACGGGACCUCCUUCCCCGAGUCCCCUGACCUCAACCAUAUGACAGGUGUUUACACGGAGCUGGAGAACGUUUACGCAGGCAAGAGUGUGUCGGCGCUGCAGGGCUCCUCAGGAGAGCCCGAGGGCCCGGGACAGACCGAGGCCUACGGGCGCCCUCUCUCCCCCCUCACACUCCCCCCUCUCAAAGGUAACCGUAAAUCCGGCCUCUCCCUGUCCUGGAAGGAGCCUCUCCCCACUCCGGUGUAUGAGAUCCACCACCAGAGCAGCGUGGACUCCAACCCCUACGUGUGUCUGGAGAGCCCCCCCGCCUCCCCUCACUCGGACGGAGGGCCGAACACGCUGACCCGCCGCAAGAAACUGUUCACGUUCUCCCGUCCGCCUCGCAGCCGGGACACCGACAAGUUCCUGGACGCUCUGAGCGAGCAGCUGGGACACCGAGUCACUCUAGUGGACGACUUCGUACACGGGGAGAACGACUACGAAGAGAUAUAUGAAGGAGGUUGUCAUGGUUUCAGAAGAAGAGGGGUGUCUAUGAGUUUCCAGGAGGACCAGGACGUGGGCUUCAUGCCCCGGCAGCUCAGCAGCGGCAGCAGUGAGGACCACAGCAGCUCCUCCCCCUCCUCUCCAUCCUACUCCUCCGGGUCAGAACCCAUCCCUCCUCCUCCCACCCAGAGCCCCCCGCCUCCUCCACCUUUCCAGGGUCUCAUCCCGCCCCCUGUGCAAUUCACCGACCCCCUUCCUCCAGUCCGAUUCUCCCCCGAACACGUCCCCCGCAGCCGGAUGCCCUUCCAGCCUCACCACCCCAUCAUCCCUCCCCCUCCUCCCCCUCCCAGGACCCUCCUCUCCAGCCGCUCCCCUCUCCACCACCGAGACGAAGGGGAGAAAUCUCACCAGCGCUUCCAGACCACCACCACGUCCACGCGCCUCUCCCACGCUCACACCACCCUGCGCCCCUCUCAGCAGUCCCGCCCCUGCUACCUCCCCCGGCAGCACAGCCAACCCCAGCCCCUCCUCCAGCCCUCCCCCCUUCCCUCCCCCCAGCCAUCCCCCCAGCCGCUGAGACCCAGCCAGCUCGUCCUGCAGAGGCACCACCAGCUCCACCACCAGCACAGCUACCAGGGCCCGCUGCCCCCCUCCCUCCACGACCACAGUUCCUCCUGUCAGAACCAGAACCAAGGCCCCCCCCCCGGAUCCUCGCUGCUCUCCAAACCUCCAGCCUCCCACUCCACCCUCCCCACUCACAGCAAAACCUAUGAAACCCCUCAGGAGGAGCAGCAGUCGCAACAGGCACCACCGCCCCCUCCUCCUCCUCUGCCUCCCCCCUGUGAGCCGCCUCCUCUUCCCAAACCGGGCCACGCCUCGGACACAAACCACAUGAGUGUGAAGCGUCUGCGCUGGGAGCAGGUGGAGAACUCUGAGGGGACCAUAUGGGGUCAGCUCGGAGAGGACUCGGACUACGACAAGCUCACUGACAUGGUGAAGUAUUUGGAUCUUGAUCUGCACUUUGGGACUCAACGCCAAUCCAUGUCUCCUCCAGAGCCAGCCUUCCUGCCGGAGAACUUUAAAAAGAAAGACGUGGUGGAGAUUCUGUCUCAUAAGAAAGCCUACAACGCCUCCAUCCUCAUCGCCCACCUGAAGCUCUCCACCUCUGAGCUGCGUGAGGUUCUGAUGAACAUGACCACGGAGCGUCUGGAGCCCGCUCACAUCAAGCAGCUGCUGCUGUACGCCCCCAACGAAGAGGAGGUCAAGCAGUACGAGCAGUUCGAGCAGGACCCCGCCAAACUCAGCGAGCCAGACCAGUUCAUCUUCCAGAUGCUGAUGGUUCCCGAGUAUAAAACCCGUCUGCGGAGCCUCCACUUCAAGACCACCCUGCAGGAGAGGACGGAGGAGAUGAAGGUCGCGUACGAUUACAUAUACAAGGCUUCAGUGGAGCUGAAGAGCAGCAAGAAGCUCGCCAAAAUCCUGGAGUUUGUACUUGCAAUGGGGAAUUACCUGAACAAUGGGCAGCCCAAGAGCCACCGGACGACCAGCUUUAAGAUCAACUUCCUCACUGAGCUUAGCACAACCAAAACAGUAGACGGGAAAUCCACCUUCCUCCACAUUCUGGCCAAGUCUCUGUGCCAACACUUCCCCGAGCUGCUCAACUUUUCCAGAGACCUCACAACGGUGCCUCUGGCCGCCAAGGUGAACCAGAGGGCCAUCACUGCAGAGCUGACUGACCUUCACUCCACCAUCCUGGACAUCAGGAAGGCGUGUCUGAAGAUCCCGCCCACCUCCGAGGACCACUUCGCCUCCGUCAUGAGUAGCUUCCUGGAGAACAGCCACCCUGCGAUCCAGUCUCUGGAGUCUCUGCAGACCCGAGCCAUGGAGGAGUUCUCCAAAGUGGCCUCGUUCUUCGGAGAGGACAGCAAGUCCGCCAACACCGAGUCCUUCUUCGCCAUCUUCGCAGAGUUCAUCGGCAAGUUUGAGAGAGCUCUCAGUGAGACCAAGACUCCAGAAAACCCCAGAAGCCCCAGACUGUCCUCCCCUCUGGCCUGGUAGAAGAAAAGAAGAAAAAAGAGGAUUAUGGUCAGAUGUCGGCUUCAUUUUCACUCUGCUCUCCAACAACCAAAGUGCCAAGAUCACACACAGAGACACUCAUAGCGACGGGAACAGAGAGCGCGUCAUCUAUAGCAAACAGAAAGGAAAUACAGUGUAAUCUAACUGUAGAAAAUCACAGAUAAUGAGCGCCCUGUGUGCAUCAUUACUGUUAUUUCAGGUGUGAACAGGAAGUCACGGCACACUAGUCUUUACUUUAUUUACUUAUCUUUUUAAAGCAGGUAGUCAAAUAAUUAAACCCUCUAUUAGCUCCGGUGCAACUCGAUGAAAGAACUGGAUAUUUAGGUUACUAGCGAUGUUUAAUACCUGACUAUAUAAAAGUUUAUAUUUUCUAUCAGAUCAUAUUUGAAAAUUGUAAAGAGUAAGCGUAGAUGUAGACGGAUGAAUCUAGAAGCAGGUGUAGUUUAGGUAGCGUGUACAGAGCCAGAGAGUUCAUACAGCGGUGCGUUCACUGCCUCACACACAGCAUGAGUUCAUUACUAAUGGUAAAAAUCAAUGUUUUAUUCCAGCAUUAUGUAUCCACAUUACUGAUUUAGAGUUACAUAUGUUACCGUAUCAUCCUAUCAUACUGUGAGUUUAAAGGGCAUCUACUGUAUUAUAGGCAUUGUAAUACAAUAAAAAGAUAUAGGGAGAUUAAGUCAAAUUCAUCCACACCCACUGGUUCAGUUAAUAAUCUCUAUGGAAGCAAAACAACGCCCGAAGGUUUUUUAAUAUAAACAUCCUACUUUUUUCAGGUUUUCACAUUAAUUCUAACAACUUUUCGUUAAGGGCAUUAGUUGGAUGAAACAGAAAACAAAUGAAAUUGUUCAAACCCCCCCUGGAGGUAACUUUGAGAUUUUAGCCUUUGCAGACCAUUUACAUGCACCAAAACCUACAGUAUUAACACGCUACAGAAAAGGGAAAAUACCCCAAAAAACGUGUUAAAACCGCAGCAACUCAUAGGCAUUGUGAUUGAUUGCCUGCAAGGACUCUAGAUUAAUCCGAUAACACGACCGGGUACGUUUUUUAAAUUGACUUUUUCCCAUUAAUAACAACAUAUGUUUUUGUUAAGGGCCUUAGUUGAAUAAAAUAGAAAACAGAUGACAUUUUGGAACUCUCUCUGUGGGGAACUUUGGGAUUUUUGCCUUUGCAGACCAUUUACAUGCACCAAAACCUUUAUAACACACUACAGGAAAGAGAAAACCCCAAAAUACAUUAAAGGGCCCCUUUAAAAACACAGCUACUCAUUAGCAUUGCGAUUUUUCUGCUUGCGAAGGACUUCAAGUUGAAUGAAAUAACAUAUAUUUAUUCCUGAAACAUCCUCAGACCACCUUUCACAGAGAGGCGAUGCUGAACACAUCAGCAUGUGGAGAAGCCUGGCUCACAAAUCCUCUGUUUGACAAAGCGUGGGUCUCUGGGUUUAAAUGAGAGAGCUGAGUGCUUCAGGCAGAGACUCUUCAGUGCGGUAAACUGAUGAAUGAAUGUCAAACGCAUGUGGAGGAAAAUCUAAACGUCCUCCUGUAAAUGGUUCCUUCCUGCUUCCUGGUCGUCAUGGUGACUCCUCUACAGUACAGUGUGUUGUAUUUAUGUCGAUGAAAUAUUGUUGAGAUUGUACAUUUACAGUUUUUGCUAUGCACUGCUCAUUUAAUUUUUUACCGUAUGUGUGUUUUAAAAAACCUAGUGUGUGUCAUCAGGACAUUCUUGUUAUUUAUUCUUUAUGCGCUGCUUUAGUCAGGCUCAUACAACGGCGUCUUAGGGACAUUUGUAGUUUUAAAAUAAAUUAAUUACAGAGCCAGGAGAGGUGAGUAAUAUCUGAAAGAAAUAUCCAAAGACUAAAGUUGUAAAUACAUAAAAAAGUGUAUUUUAAGAGAUUAAAUGGUUCUUUUACGUGAAAAAACAUGGAUAUAUUUUGUGAGUAAAGAGGUACAUUUACGUGAAAAAACAUGUACAUUAUUUGAGAUCAAACUAGUAGGAAAGAGUAAUUAUAUCAUCUUUUAUAAUUACAUUUUUCAUAUUAUUAAUCUGUAAAUAAAAAGUCAUAAAUUGGCAAAGAAAUCUGAAAUACCCCAAAAUCAAAGGCUCACAUUUUAAUUAAAAAAAUCACAAUAUUCUAGUUUUUUCCUCAUGAAUGUAUUAAUAAUAUUAACUUAUUCCAAGAAUAUUUUCAAUUUAUAAUCCUAUGCUUUAACUCUAAAUAUGACUCCCCUCUGGCUCUGUUAUUAUUUACUUUUGAACCUCUGUGGUCCCAAUAUGCCGUCGUAGACAAGCUGACUGAUCUUGUAAAAUGCGACCCCAGCUGCUGCUGCAGUCUCAGUGUUUUUUGUCCAAAUGGAUCGCAUGUUGGUGCAGUCGUUGUGUGAAGAUGUGCGGCUGGUAGCAUCCCCCCCCCCCCUGGAUAUUUAAGU
Molecule: messenger RNA, 7026 nt
Organism: Trematomus bernacchii (emerald rockcod)
Lineage: Eukaryota; Metazoa; Chordata; Actinopteri; Perciformes; Nototheniidae
Gene: grid2ipb
Product: glutamate receptor, ionotropic, delta 2 (Grid2) interacting protein, b
Molecular function (GO): protein binding
Source: RefSeq, a predicted model, not a curated record